This is a messenger RNA of Thamnophis sirtalis, 3932 nucleotides long. Lineage: Eukaryota; Metazoa; Chordata; Lepidosauria; Squamata; Natricidae. The record is from RefSeq and is a predicted model, not a curated record.
AUGAAUAUGUUUUAUAUUUCCUUUCAGUUUAUGAAUGGUUAUGAAAUGUCAUCUCAAAAAUCUGUAUAUUGUUUCAUUGUUUAAAUACUAAUGUGUAUUAUUGUUUUUAUUAUCUUUUACAGAAGUAAAAGAUCUUUUUAAUAUAUUUGCUUGAAUUUAAUUAUGUUUGGAUAUAAUUAAUAAAUGUACAAUUAUGACAUUAUUGAUUUAUGUGCCCAUGUGUAGGUGAGGGUGCCUAUAUUAGUCUUGUUCCAGUGCUUAAUAAUUCUCUCGGCGGCCCUGGGUGUUUAGUCUAAUUUUAAUGUAACUCGUUGCCUAAUCUUUUUGUGUUAACCACCCAGGGUCAUGGGCAGCCUUAUAAAUUUAUAAACAAAUUCAAUCAGCUAGUAGUUAAAAAUAAAGUAGUCAUUUAACUUCAGUUGUACUUUCAGUGGAUUAAUAUAAUGCUACUGCCAUAGCAGGAAGCUUGGCUAUGGAACAUCUUCCCGACAUCAAAGGGUUAAGGACAAAGAUCCAUUGCUGAAGAGGAAAAAAAAAGAAUGCCACCACCUAUUCCAAAGCCCUGCAAUUUUUUUUUCUUUUGAAGUCCAUUUAGAUCUUUGUUCUCUUGCGACAUUUUACCAGACUAUAAAGAAAAGUUCAAAGGAGUUGGAGCACUUGACUCUCUUUAAUCUUUGUCAGACUUUGGACUGGUUGGUCAGGUUUAUUUAUAAACCAGGGACAAAUGACAAGAAUGUAUUUCACUGAUUGAAGGUAUUCAACCCACUUCUCAGCUACAUGAGGCUUCUGAGCAAGAGGAGACAGCACUGAACAAAAGGAAUGGCUGGAGAAAAUACAAUCCUCUCUCUUGAGCUGAAAGAGAAAGAAGGCUUGGACAACAAUGGCUUUCUUCAGGCUGAAGAGCUGGAUGCCAAAGAAGCAGCUGAGGAAGGGUCACCAAGGGCUGGUCCUCUCGUCAUGGAAAUAGAAGCACAGGAUGGAUUAACUCAGCAGCCUUAUGCAGGAAUGCCCAAAGAGGUGCUCCUUCAGUACUCCACAAAGGCAUGCUAUAGGAUUACCAGAGAGAUACUCUUCUGGUUGAUCAUUGCAGCUUCACUGGUGCUUGUGGCAGCUACGGUCACAAUCAUUGCCUUGUCCCCCAAAUGCCUUGAUUGGUGGCAAGCCAGCUCCAUUUAUCAGCUCUAUCCACGGUCAUUUAAAGACACGGACAAAGAUGGGAACGGUGAUCUCAAAGGUAUCCAGGAAAAACUAGAACAUAUACAGUAUCUUAAUAUAAAAACUGUUUGGAUCACAUCUUUUUAUAAAUCAGCCCUAAAAGACUCUGGAUAUGGAAUAGAGGAUUUUGAAGACAUAGAUCCAAUCCUUGGAAGCAUGAAGGAUUUUGAAGAUCUGGUUGCAGCAAUCCACGAUAAAGGUUUAAAAGUGAUAAUGGACCUAAUCCCCAAUCAUACUAGUGACAAGCACAAGUGGUUUCAGCUUAGUCGGAAUCGGACUGGAAAAUAUACGGAUUAUUACAUCUGGCAUGACUGUGCUCAUGUCAAUGGGAUCACCACUCCUCCAAAUAACUGGAUGAGUGUCUUGGGAAAUUCCAGUUGGCAGUAUGAUAUUGUGAGGAACCAAUGUUAUUUUCAUCAGUUUGGAAAAGAACAGCCAGAUUUAAAUUUUCGUAAUCCUAAUGUUCAGGAAGAAAUGCAUGAUAUUAUUCAGUUUUGGCUUGGCAAAGGAGUCGAUGGAUUUAGCAUCAGUUCUCUUAAAUUCCUCUUAGAAGCAACACAUCUGAGAGAUGAGCCACAAGUGAAUAAAAGUCUCCCGCCGGAAAACAUCACAGCUUAUUCUGAACUGUAUCAUGACUACACCACGACCCAAGUCGGCUUGCAUGAUAUAGUCCGCAGUUUUCGGCAUACCAUGAAUAAGUUCAGCAGUGAACCUGGUAGAUACAGAUUUAUGGCUACAGAAACCAUUGAGAACAACAUUGAAGAAACGAUGUUGUAUUAUGGGACAUCAUUUAUUCAAGAAGCUGAUUUUCCUGUAAAUUUUCACCUCAAGAACUUGGAAUCAGUUUCAGGAAAUGAUAUUUCUGAAAGUAUAGCUUUGUGGAUGAAGAAUAUGCCACAAGGAAAAUGGCCAAAUUGGAUGGUUGGAGAUUCCAACACUGCUAGAAUAUCCUCUCGGAUUGGAAAAGAAUAUAUAAAUGUCGUAAACAUGCUUCUUUUAACCCUUCCUGGAACACCUGUAAGUUAUUAUGGUGAAGAAAUAGGAAUGGAAGAUGCAACUUCAGAAACUAUUCAACAAAAUUACCCAAAUUCCACACUCAAUUUGUACCGAGAACUCAAUUCCCUUCGGUCCAGUGAGCUUCCCAUUCACAGGGGAUGGACGUGUUACAUAUGGAAUGAUACCAAUGUCUUUGUUUAUGUAAGAGAACUUGAUGGGUUGGAUCAAGUGUUUAUGAUGGUUCUAAAUUUUGGAAUGGGAACCAUAACAAAUCUGCAAUCUUUGGUUCCUGGCAUUCCUUCAGAAGCUAAUAUAAAGCUAAGCACCAUUUUCAGUAAUACUGGGAAAGUUGUAAACAUGAAAACAAUUGAAACGCAAAAAGGUGAAGGACUUGUAUUGGAAUAUAGGACAAGCAAACCACUCCAUAUGAUGGACAAUUUCAAAGAGAAGUGCUUCGUUGCAGAAAAGGCAUGCUAUUCCAGUGCCUUUAAUUUACUUUACACAUACUGUUAAAUGUCAUUAUUAAUUAGUCUAAAUCCAUUAGUUGAUGAUUUACAUGUUACUUCUUUACAAAAGGUAUGCCAGCUUGUUCAUAAGAUUUCUAUAGGCUAGAUCUAAUUCUAAUGGGAGAAUUAGAAUUACCUAAGAAGUCCAAAAAUUAACUCUCUCUAGUAGUUACAAUGGACUGUUUACUGUACUUAGCUUAAAUGGUUGCUUGUAAAAUUACUUUCCUAUUAAUUGUAAGCCUUUUGAGAACCAUUCUAGCUGGCUUUCCUAGUUCCUCCAAUUCUUACAUUCUAUGAAAUUGUGUGUUUCUAUUAAAUAUGUACCUUACAUUUUGUUUCUUAUCUAAUGCAGGGAUAAAGAUCUGAUGGUAGGUUUAAACUUUAAAAUAAGAAAAAUAAUUUCUCAUAUAAUAUUAAUAUUACAUUGGAUUCUAUAAUAUGCUCUAGUCUAGAUAAACCUGACUUUCAGGACAAUCUGCAAACAUGGACUGGUCCAGACUGCAGGUGCUAGGAUUCUUGAAGAAUAGAAGGCACUGGAAUAUACCAAUUCAAUCCUGCACUUGUCAGCUUCUUUCCAGGUUCACUUCAGGGUGUGUGUUUGAUCUUUAAAUCAAAGAGCAACAAGAUACAAUAUAGUUUUAUUUCUCUCUCUGCAAGCACUAUUCUGGUAUAGAUAAUAUUUCCUUGCAUUCCACUCAACAGCAGAGAAAGGGUUGUUUCACUUGUUGGCCAUAGAUUUUAGAAUAACUUUCCUAAAAAGAACUUAGGCUUCACUGCCUGUUUUUCAGUAAAUGAUGAAAAUAAUUUUAUUGAAGCAUUGCUUUAAAUUGAUCAGUUUUAACUACUGAUUUUUAGCCCCUUAAUUUGGUUGUAUUUUCUGCUUUCUGCUUAUUGCUUACGAGCCAUUUGCAUAUAUUUCAAUAUAGGAAAGGAAGACAAAUUCAAACAAACAAUAAUUUUAUUGAGGUGAACAAAACCGUCUGAACUUGGAGAAGUGUCUUGUCUUUUCUUCAGGCAAACACCGGAUAAAUUUAGUUUCCAAAAUAAGUUAAAAAGUUCUCAAGAAGUCACUUCGGCAGGUAAUAUUUAGCUGAAUCGUUUUCCUUUCUUUUGCAAAAAGGACAAAAAUUCCAGCCUGGCUUUACUCCUGCUUGUCAAGUCCAACCUCACUAUAUAGAAAUGCUAGUUGUGUUGCAACCUAAAAAAAAAAAAAAG